This is a messenger RNA of Racocetra fulgida, 125 nucleotides long. NCBI's taxonomy places the organism in Eukaryota, Fungi, Glomeromycota, Glomeromycetes, Diversisporales, Gigasporaceae. The record is from the annotation of a GenBank genome assembly.
AAAAAGAAAUAGUAGGCAAAAUUAAAACCCGCCAAAUUAAAAAAGAUAAAAACGGAUUAGAGUAUUUACUAUUGCGACUAACUACUAAUGAGAGCAUUUUUGUCUUUCCGCAAAAUCACCUCUGA